Molecule: messenger RNA, 1398 nt
Organism: Prosopis cineraria
Lineage: Eukaryota; Viridiplantae; Streptophyta; Magnoliopsida; Fabales; Fabaceae
Product: senescence/dehydration-associated protein At4g35985, chloroplastic-like
Exons: 5
Coding region: 48-1175 (375 amino acids)
Cellular component (GO): plasma membrane
Source: RefSeq, a predicted model, not a curated record
CAAAGCUCGCGGUCCCCAGCAGGAGCAAACACAAACAGAGAGAUCAGAUGGGUUGCUGUUUUCGCGGCUCAAGAACUCAGCCUCCCAUGGAAACCUCGUUCCAAGCAUACUCAUCAGCGCCGCCACCACCAAGAAAUCUCAGACAAGAGAUUCUGUUCCAAAUCCCAGGAUGCAGAGUUCAUCUCAUGGACGAUGGCGAAGCUCUCGAACUGGCACAGGGCCACUUCGAGAUCGUCAGAAUCGUCGACGAUAACGAGUCUCUAGCCACAGUCGUCAGAGUCGGCGGCGGCGACCUUCAAUGGCCGUUGACGAAGGACGAGCCGGUGGUGAAGCUCACUGCUCUGAAUUAUCUCUUCUCGUUGGCCGUGAAAGAUGGCGAACCUCUCAGCUAUGGCGUCACCUUCUCAGAACAGAGCCUUGGAAGCUUGGGGUUUCUGGACUCGUUCUUGAAGGAUCAUGCUUGCUUCACUGGUUUGAAAUCGAGCAGUAGAAAGAAUGAUCUUGAUUGGAAGGAGUUCGCUCCCAAGGUUGAUGAUUAUAAUCAUUUUCUGGCUAAGGCCAUCGCCGGAGGUACUGGUCAGAUUGUCAGAGGUAUCUUCAUGUGUAGCAAUGCCUACACCAACCAGAUCCAGAAAGGAGGAGAAACAAUUGUGAGAAGUGCUGAAGAGAAAAAUGGUGUCAUGCGCAGAGAAAGCGGCGGCUACAGUAGUUCUGGUUCCACAAACAGGAACCAAAUGAACAAAAACCUGAAACGGGCGAGGAAUGUGUCGAAGAUGACGGAGAAGUUAAGCAAAUCAUUGCUUAAUGGAGUUGGAAUAGUGAGUGGAUCAGUGAUGGGACCAGUGGUGAGAUCCAAAUCAGGGCAGGCAUUCUUGAGGAUGCUUCCUGGAGAAGUGCUCUUGGCUUCCCUUGAUGCCGUCAACAAGGUUCUUGAUGCAGCUGAGGCUGCUGAGAAGCAGACAUUUGUUGCAACCUCCCAAGCUGUAACCAGAUCAGUCACUAAUAGGUUUGGAGAGGAUGCAGGAGAGGCUACUGAGCACGUGUUGGCGACCGCAGGGCAUGCGGCAAACACUGCAUGGAACGUUUUCAAGAUACGAAAGGCCAUAAAUCCAGCUUCUUCAGCCAAAACUGGAGUACUAAAAAAUGCAAUGAAAAAUAGAAGUUUCAAAUACUGAAAAUCCAAUGUUGUUGCUUGCUUGCUUUGUGUUUCACAAUGAGAAAGCACAGUGUGUGGUGAAUUAGUAAAUACUAACUGUAUUAUUAAUUAGUAUUCAUUUCUAUCGUUUCCCAGAAAGCAAUGGGAAGCUCUGUGAUGUUCUUGGAGAAACAGGUUGAUGAAUGAUGAAUAUCUUUGUGCUGUGGAUGUAAUGGUUCGCUUUGUAUUUUUCACCUCUUUUA